Molecule: messenger RNA, 336 nt
Organism: Anisakis simplex (herring worm)
Lineage: Eukaryota; Metazoa; Nematoda; Chromadorea; Rhabditida; Anisakidae
Source: the annotation of a GenBank genome assembly
AUGACAACCUGGUGGCCGAAACUUAUCGGUCCUACGGCUACUGUUGUUCCAUCAUCACCAUCGUCGUUACCUGCUGAUUUCGCUCGAACCAGCCCAGCUGUUGCUUUCUUGCCAUCUCAAACAAAUUCACAUCCCAUCACCCUACAAACAGCAUCACCACCAUCCCACAAUCGUUCACCUCAAAACAACUAUGGUAGUGUUUUGGCAGAUGCGAAUAUCGCUCAGCACAUUGCCACUAUGUACGGUAAGUAUUCACCGGAAUGCAUGAUUCUGCAUUCUUUUGCACAUUGCAUGUGUCUUGAUAAAAACCACAAGAAACUUAUCAGUUGCGCUUGA